AAUAAAACAAUAACAUGAAAUAUAGUGCUGACGUGUUCAAGUUUCUACGUCGGAGCACUGACAUUGUUAGCAAACAGGUUCUCGACAAACAAGUCAAUAUAUUCAGUACAUUCUAAGAGAAUGUCAAUUUCGCAUCAUACAAAACUGAUUUGUCAAGUAACUUUCAUUAUCAGGUCACCUCCUCCGAUAAGGAAACUAAAACAUCUCGUGAUAGUCAAUAUCUCAGUUGGCCAUAUACAACCAUAGCAAGACAGUAGGCACGCCCCGUAGUCUACCAAUAAACAUAAUUGACCCUCUUACCCAAAUUUAUUAACAUUAUUUAGCCUUGUUCUCCCUGCCGCCAGCAGUGAUGCAUGCAGGGGGCCGCUGGUCUAUUCCUGUCCAGCUCAACACGAGUCGUGUACAUAACAUCAGUGUAACGACAUUCCCAUACAACAUACACAUUGCACGUGUUGUCAAUUUCACCCCAAAGCUUGUACAGUAAGAAGGGAGUCCGCGCUGGCCUGGUCUGACUCGCAGGCAGGAGGAAUAUGGUCGCUGUCAACUCUCACCUGACAUCAUGACCACCCGGAAGAAGGGCCACGAGCGGUCAAGUCGAUAUGGUCUUCCGCUACCGGAAGUGUGCCAUCUUACUCUGGACAAGACAACGAUUCAGGAUCGAGCUGUCUUUAUAAUCGGCGACGUCCAUGGUUGCUACGAUGAGCUCAGAGAGUUGAUGGACAAAGCUCGGACGUUAGAGGACACAGUGUUGUUUGUGUUUGUUGGGGAUCUAGUAAACAGGGGCCCCAAGUCUAAGGAGGUGGUCAAAAUUCUCCGAAGAACAGACUGCUACUCCGUCCGGGGAAAUCACGAGGAGACAACUCUGCGUGAAUAUGCCCGGCUUUUAAAAGAUCCCGGAUACGAUUUACCGGAACGAUACCAAUACAUCCGGAAAUUUGAUGAAGGGGAUUUAGAUUUUUUACGACGUCUUCCGUACACUAUAUGCAUUCCUUCUUUACAGGCGAUUAUUGUCCAUGCGGGUCUUGAACCAGGGUUUGUUCUCGAGGAACAGUGUUUGACGGCCAUGACCCAUAUGAGGAGUUUGGUUCAGGGAGGGGAUAUCGACCCUACCCUUACCCCAUCGAACAAGAUCUCCGAGGGAGUGCCGUGGGCUUCGUUGUGGAAGGGACCAGGACAUGUAUAUUAUGGUCAUGAUAAGAAGAGGGGCUACGUGGAAUAUGAGUUCGCAACGGGUUUAGACACAGGGUGUGUGAAUGGUGAACACCUGACCGGUAUGUUUAUUAAUGGAUGUUGUAAAACAUUGACUGUACCUGCCCGGAAACAAUAUUGGGUGGACACGCCGUAAAUGUGGGCUAGGGUGGAUACCGAUUUGUGAUGGUAGGGGUGUGACCUGGCUGGAGAGAGUUUGGGGUCGUGUGGACGGUAUGUGGCUGUCAUACUAUCAGAGUAGUAGCAUACGAUACUAAACGUGGCAGGUGGGAUAAUACUACCAUAUCAGAGGGGUAGGGUGUGACGUUUAUUGGGAAGAGGUGGGUCAGGGGUAGGGUGUGACGUUUAUUAGGAAGAGGUGGGUCAGGGGUCGGGGCACUAUCGUUGAGGGGUAGGGUGUGAAGUUUAUUGGGAAGAGGUGGGUCAGGGGUAGGGUGUGUCGUUUAUUGGGAAGUGGUGGGUCGGGGAUCUGGGCACAUCGUUGAGGGGUAGGGUGUGACGUUUAUUGGGGAGAGGUGGGUCAGGGGUAGGGUGUGACGUUUAUUGGGAAGAGGUGGGUCAGGGGUAGGGUGUGACGUUUAUUGGGAAGAGGUGGGUCAGGGGUAGGGUGUGACGUUUAUUUGGAAGAGGUGGGUCGGGGAUCUGGGCACAUCGUUGAGGGGAAGGGUGUGACGUUUAUUGCGAAGAGGUUGGUCAGGGGUCGGGGCACUAUCGUUGAGGGGUAGGGUGUGACGUUUAUUGGGAAGAGGUGGGUCAGGGGUAGGGUGUGACGUUUAUUGGGGAGAAGUGGGUCAGGGGUCGCGGCACUAUCGUUGAGGGGUAGGGUGUGACGUUUAUUGGGGAGAGUUUGGUCAGGGGUCGGGGCACUAUCGUUGAGGGGUAGGGUGUGACGUUUAUUGGGGAGAGUUUGGUCAGGGGUCGGGGCACUAUCGUUGAGGGGUAGGGUGUGACGUUUAUUGGGGAGAAGUGGGUCAGGGGUCGCGGCACUAUCGUUGAGGGGUAGGGUGUGACGUUUAUUGGGAAGAGGUAGGUCAGGGGUCGGGGCACUAUCGUUGAGGGGUAGGGUGUGACGUUUAUUGGGAAGAGGUGGGUCAGGGGUAGGGUGUGACGUUUAUUGGGAAGAGGUAGGUCAGGGGUCGGGGCACUAUCGUUGAGGGGUAGGGUGUGACGUUUAUUGGGGAGAGUUUGGUCAGGGGUCGGGGCACUAUCGUUGAGGGGUAGGGUGUGACGUUUAUUGGGAAGAGGUGGGUCUGGGGUAGGGUGUGACGUUUAUUGGGAAGAGGUAGGUCAGGGGUCGGGGCACUAUCGUUGAGGGGUAGGGUGUGACGUUUAUUGGGGAGAGUUUGGUCAGGGGUCGGGGCACUAUCGUUGAGGGGUAGGGUGUGACGUUUAUUGGGAAGAGGUGGGUCAGGGGUCGCGGCACUAUCGUUGAGGGGUAGGGUGUGACGUUUAUUGGGAAGAGUUUGGUCAGGGGUCGGGGCACUAUCGUUGAGGGGUAGGGUGUGAUGUUUUUUUUGGAAGAGGUGGGUCAGGAAUGGGGUCACUUUUGUUGAGGGGGAGGAUGUGACGUUUAUUGGGAAUGUUGGGUCGGGGGUAGGGUCACU
Haliotis rufescens (red abalone) is the source of this 2813-nucleotide messenger RNA. Its product is annotated as bis(5'-nucleosyl)-tetraphosphatase PrpE [asymmetrical]-like. Gene Ontology annotation, molecular function: endopolyphosphatase activity; phosphatase activity. Gene Ontology annotation, biological process: polyphosphate catabolic process. NCBI's taxonomy places the organism in Eukaryota, Metazoa, Mollusca, Gastropoda, Lepetellida, Haliotidae. Bases 560 to 1345 code for a protein of 261 amino acids. Gene Ontology annotation, cellular component: cytoplasm. The record is from RefSeq and is a predicted model, not a curated record. The transcript is spliced from 2 exons.